Messenger RNA from Gastrolobium bilobum, 1091 nucleotides. RefSeq lists its product as uncharacterized. The record is from RefSeq and is a predicted model, not a curated record. The transcript is spliced from 3 exons. NCBI's taxonomy places the organism in Eukaryota, Viridiplantae, Streptophyta, Magnoliopsida, Fabales, Fabaceae. Bases 230 to 748 code for a protein of 172 amino acids.
UUUGUUAUUCCAUUGCACAUUGCAGUGCAUCUGAGUAACACAGAUCGGACUCAAUUUCCCUUUCGCAAAUCGGAGUCCGAAAGUGAUGAAGCCGGUGCUGCAGCAGCCACAACGGAAAUAGAAAGGAAAAACAAAAAACAAAAAAGUGACCGUGUUGAUUGAAAUCAAAAUCAUUACCUGAAUUCGAUUGGAGAUUGUGUGUCCCACCAGCCGUUAGAUCCAACAAGAAAUGAAGGAUGAUGAUGGUCUUCCAACGACGACAGCAAAUACGAAAAAGGAAACAUGGGAUUCGGGUCUGUUUGGGAAAGGUAGGUAUAAAUUCUGGGCAUUAGCCGCAAUCUUGCUUCUGGCGUUUUGGUCCAUGUUCACCGGCACCGUCUCUCUUCGCUGGUCCGGCACUCUUAACUCUUUAUCCAAUGACAUCGACACUCCCAUCCACGACGAUCUCGAUGUCCUCGAAAUGGAGGAGAGGGAGAAGGUGGUGAGGCACAUGUGGGAUGUGUACACCAAUAGCCGCAGGAUCAGGUUGCCUAGGUUUUGGCAAGAGGCCUUCGAGGCUGCCUAUGAAGAAUUGACCAGUGAUGCACCUGGUGUCAGAGACGCUGCCAUCACCGAGAUCGCCAAGAUGUCUGUGCGCUCCAUUGAUUUUGAUCCACCUCCCAUCCAAUCUACGAGAACCCGAGAAUUGAGAGCGAGCCUCGAGCAAGUUAAGAAAGGAAAAGAAGCAACAGCCUUUAGGCGUGCUUAAAAUGUUAGUGUGUGGAGCAUUCAAGGGUCUGGCUUGUACUUGAAAAUGCUCCUGGACUACCAGAAGAUUGUGAAGAGGCAGUGAUGGGCGAAGCCAUACUCGGAUUUUCAUGCUUCCAUAAGACGGCUAAUUAUGUAAUUUACUAGGUUGUGGUUCUUUCAAAUUUUGCAGUCAAAUUCCAAGUCUUCACAAAGUGAAGAGUAGUAAAUUGAACUACGACCUUUUGGGUUUACAAAUUCAACUGAGUAUAUUUUUUUGAGGUUUAUUUCAUGGCAACUAAGUUCUAAAUGUCCCGUGUUUCUAUGAGUACAUUUCUUUCUUGAUUACAGCAAGUCCGCGUGCU